Messenger RNA from Penicillium bovifimosum, 219 nucleotides. RefSeq lists its product as uncharacterized. The record is from RefSeq and is a predicted model, not a curated record. NCBI's taxonomy places the organism in Eukaryota, Fungi, Ascomycota, Eurotiomycetes, Eurotiales, Aspergillaceae. The transcript has a single exon. The coding region runs from base 1 to 219 and encodes 72 amino acids.
AUGCACGUCGGUCGCUCUAUUUCGAAGACGGUGCAUGUCGAAAUGAUACUAUCCACUGCAACCGAGAAGCCACCGCAACUGCCACGUCUAAGACAUGUCCCCACCCCAAGCUUACCCACAGCCACCUUCAGCCCAGCCUCAAUCAGCUCCUUCGAUGCGUCUUUCGAUGCUUCCAGCGGUGACAUGGCAAAUCAGACUGGCCGUGUUGAAUCGCGCUAG